This is a messenger RNA of Aspergillus tubingensis, 1119 nucleotides long. Its product is annotated as putative protein N-terminal asparagine amidohydrolase. Gene Ontology annotation, biological process: protein catabolic process. NCBI's taxonomy places the organism in Eukaryota, Fungi, Ascomycota, Eurotiomycetes, Eurotiales, Aspergillaceae. Bases 1 to 1119 code for a protein of 372 amino acids. The record is from RefSeq and is a predicted model, not a curated record. The transcript is spliced from 2 exons. Gene Ontology annotation, molecular function: protein-N-terminal asparagine amidohydrolase activity; protein-N-terminal glutamine amidohydrolase activity.
AUGAAAGUAGCAACGCUGCAGUUUGCCCCUCGUUUGGGCGAUGUCGAUGGCAACAUCAAGAGAGCCAAUGAGCUGCUCAAAGACGGGAAGGUAGUGCGGGGCGUUGGAAUUGGGGUUGGACUUGAUCUCCUGAAGCCGGAUGUUUUGAUUUUGCCCGAGUUGGCCUUGACGGGAUACAACUUCCCCUCGUUGGAGGCUAUAAGACCCUUCCUAGAGCCCGUUGGACAAGGUCCUUCAGCGCAGUGGGCUCGAGAAACGGCCAAACGCUUACAAUGCAAAGUCUGUGUGGGCUAUCCGGAAAUUUACACAGAUGAUGGUGCCCAACAGGCUGAUUCAACUGAUUCCAGGGAGACUUGCUACAACUCCCUGCUGGUGGUGGACGAAAGUGGUGACAUCGUCCUAAACUACCGUAAAUCGUUCCUAUACUACACGGAUGAGACGUGGGCGGCAGAGGGCGACCCGCAGCAAGGCUUCCACCAGCUCUCCUUCCGAAACUCAAAUCAAAGCUCGGUGGAGUCCCAGAUAGCUACCUCUUUCGGCAUCUGUAUGGACAUCAACCCAUAUCGAUUCGAAGCUCCCUUUACUGCCUGGGAGUUUGCCAAUCGGGUCCUGGAUACGAAGUCCGAGCUGGUCAUACUUUCUAUGGCCUGGUUAACCUUGUUGGAGCGGGACGAGCUCGACUCGCUCGGUGAUGAGCCGGACUUGGACACGUUUAACUACUGGAUCCAGCGGUUUAUGCCGCUUAUCAGGAAAAAGAUGGGCCAUGCAACCAAUUUCGACGGCGAUGAUGCUAAUCGCGGAAAGAAGAUUAUCAUUGUGUUUGCCAAUAGAGCGGGAGAAGAACCGGGCGCCGAAGGGACGAACCCAGCUCGAUACGCGGGCACGAGUGCUAUCGUAGCAAUCACACAGAAACCACCAUCCCGUACAUCAGGUAAGGAAACUUCUUCUAAAGAAGGAGACCCUGGUGACGAUACGGAUGCCGCUGAGACAGAUGCACCGUCAUUUGAUACACAAAUUCUGUGUUGGGAUAUGAUGGGUGCGACGACGGAAGGUAUUUGUUUUGCCGACACUACGGCAGACCCCAGCAUGGUGUUUGGAUUGGUCAAAGCUUCAAAAUGA